CCAACCCAAACAGGAAGAACCGCUGUUUCCGUUCUAAGAAGUAGAAACUUCCUCUCUUCUUCACGUCCGUCUUACUGCUGCCUUCCCUCUGAAAAGGUGGAAUGUCACCCUCUGGCGCCCCCUGCAGGCCAUGGAGCUACUGCAGUCCCAGCAGGACAAUCUGAGCCUGUGGCUUUCAGCAGAUUCUGCUCACAUCCUCAAUGAGUGCGGAGAUAUUUUAAGUGUAAAUGAACAUAAAAAGAUAACAGAGAAGCCGAAGGAAGAGCAGAUGAGCCUCCUGCUGGAAAUGAUCAUUAGAAAAGGACCAGACACCUGUGAGGCGUUCAUGGACAUCCUGAGGAGGAAUCAGGGACGGUACCAUCAGCUCCAGCAGUUCUUCAGUUCCUCCUCUGACGAUUUGCCUGUUACAUCAAUAUUUGCUGAUGAAAACAGUGUUGUGACCAGCAGAACGCUCCGUAAUAUAAAUACGAAAUUUCUCACAUGCAACGUGGAAACAGUGAGCAGCCCAAGAGGAAAUUCAUCUGGUAAUUCUGCAUCAGGCGCUCGUUAUACUGCAACAGGUGGGAGUGUCAUCAUUGCUGACAGGAUAGACGGAGCCAAUGCUGAAAACAUAAACCUCUCUGUGAACGUUAGACCAUCCCAGGUCCCCUCAGCUCCAGCAGAAACUGCUGACGAUCUUUGCCAGCAUCCUGCUGGAAAGACGAUCAUAGAGAAGAAGGUGAAGCUGAUCGAAUGCCUGAUGACCGAUCAUUGCUACGUCCUGCAGCUCGUCCACCAGAAAUCCAUCGUCUCACUCAGACAAUACCAGAACCUGAAGUCUUCCUCCAGCCCACAGGAAACCAUCACCGGGCUUCUGGAUCUGGUUCUCGGCAAAGGACCAAAGAAAUGUGGCGACUUCCUUCAGCUUCUCAAAGAUCCUGAAGUUCUGGACACAUUUCCGCUGGUCAGGGACAUUUUAGACAUUAGACAUCAAAAUUAAUAUGUUAAAUAUUAUUUUCUGUUGAUGCUCUAACUUUAGAGACGGCGCUGUAUUAAUCAUAUUUAGGAUGAAUAAUGUUUGAAUCCAGACUUUUAUUUUAGUACCAAACAGCACCUGGGUAAAAUUAACCCUGUAAUAUUAUUAAUAAUAAUAAUUUUAACAGCAGAGCUAAUUUUUCAUUUAGUGCUUCAGUUAAUUUUGAAAACCAGUGGUGGGCACACUUCUGAAUUUUAAUGUUUUUAAUUGAGAAUGAACUACUAAAUAUUACUUAACGGUUUCCACAUAAAAGAUUUUAAAUUGUUUAAAAUUUAAAUGUGGGCUGCACAGUGGCACAGUUGGUAGCACUGUUUUUGUUUUUUACUUUAUUUUUAUUCAAUUUUUAAACAUACAAUUACAUACAAUCGAACAUGAGGGCUAGGGCAGGUGGCAUGUAUUCACACUGAUGGGCAUUACAAUGUUACAGAUAUUUCACUGUUUAAAAUCACAAAUGGUAAGCAACAAGGAAAACUCCCAGGUGUCUGUCCGAGUGAUGUGGAGUCACAGACAUCAUCUGUUACACACCUUUGGCAAUAAAAUGAUCCCAUUUUUCCCAGAG
This is a messenger RNA of Xiphophorus maculatus (southern platyfish), 1574 nucleotides long. RefSeq lists its product as uncharacterized. The transcript has 6 exons. Gene Ontology annotation, biological process: regulation of apoptotic process. The record is from RefSeq and is a predicted model, not a curated record. Lineage: Eukaryota; Metazoa; Chordata; Actinopteri; Cyprinodontiformes; Poeciliidae. Bases 131 to 979 code for a protein of 282 amino acids.